AAACAAAGUAACAAAAACUAGAGAUAGCUAGCUAGGUUUAAUUGGAUAUAUGGCUGCGACUCCUGGAUUUCUCACAGACUGGCCAUGGAAACCACUUGGAAGCUUCAAGUACGUGGUUUUGGCCCCAUGGGUGGUGAAGAGCAUCUAUGAUUUUGUGACCACAGACGCAAGCAAAAGGGAUCCAACGUCGAUGCUCAUUUUCCCCUUACUCCUGUCCAGAUUGCUCGAUAAUCAAAUUUGGAUUUCCCUAUCUCGCUACAAGACCGCAAAAGGCAAAAACCGGAUAGUUGACAAGACCAUUGAGUUUGAGCAAGUUGAUCGUGAAAGAGACUGGGAUGACCAAAUAAUAUUCAAUGGAUUGUUGUACUAUGUGGCAAAUCACUAUUUGGAGGGGGCUAAAAAUCUACCCAUGUGGAGGACGGAUGGGAUUGUAAUACUGAGUUUGCUGCAUGCUGGAGUGGUAGAAUUCUUAUAUUAUUGGCUGCAUAGAGCUCUUCACCACCAUUUCCUCUACAAUCGCUACCAUUCCCAUCACCAUUCAUCCAUAGUCACCGAGCCCAUCACUUCUGUGAUUCACCCAUUUGCGGAGCAUAUUGCGUAUUUUACAUUGUUUGCGAUCCCGUUGAUGACCGUAACUUUGACGGGCACCUCAUCCUUAGGCGCGGUUACUGGUUACAUCACUUACAUUGAUAUAAUGAACAACAUGGGCCACUGCAAUUUUGAACUUAUUCCCAAAUCACUUUUCACUCUAUUCCCUCCUCUCAAGUACAUCAUGUACACCCCCUCGUACCACUCGCUGCACCAUACUCAAUUCCGAACAAACUACUCCCUUUUCAUGCCAUUCUAUGACUACAUCUAUGGCACGAUGGACAAAUCUACCGACACAUUGUAUGAGAAGUCAUUGCAGCGAAAAGAUGAAUCACCAAAUAUUGUGCAUUUAACACAUCUAACAACACCAGAGUCUAUAUAUUACAUGAGGCUGGGGUUCGCCUCCUUAGCUUCUAAACCACAUACUUAUUCCAAAUGGUAUCUGUGGAUUCUAUGGCCUGUCACGGUUUGGUCCACGCUGAUCACUCGGGUUUAUGGAAAAACAUUCGUAGUUGAAAGGAAUGUCUUCAAACAUCUCAAACUACAGACUUGGUCCAUACCAAAAUACAAGAUACAAUACCUUAUGGAGUGGCAACGCCAAAGUAUCAAUGGCCUAAUUGAGGAAGCUAUACUAGAAGCCGAGGCCAAGGGAGUGAAGGUGUUUAGCCUCGGUCUACUAAAUCAGGGAGAGGAAUUGAAUAAAUGUGGGGAGUUGUUCCUGAGAAGAAAUCCAAAACUAAAAGUGAAGGUGGUGGAUGGGAGUAGUUUAGCAGUUGCAGUGGUCUUGAACAGUAUUCCAAGAGGCACUACUCAAGUUGUUUUCAGGGGUAACUUCAACAAGCUUGCUUCCUAUCUUGCUAUUGCCCUAUGUCAAAAAGGCAUCCAGGUUGCCAUAUCUCAAGAGAAUGACUACAAGACGGUGAAAUCCAAGCUCAAAUCAACUGAUGACCACAAUAAGUUGGUCCUUUCACGAACUUACUACCAAAAGACAUGGUUAGUGGGAGAUGGGCUAUCCAAAGAAGAACAAAUGAAGGCAUCAACAGGAACCCUAAUCAUUCCUUACUCUCAGUUCCCUCCAAAGAAAGUGCGCAAAGAUUGCUUCUACUACACCACACCAUCCAUGCUCACUCCCAAAUAUCUCGAGAAUGUUGAUUCUUGUGAGAAUUGGUUGCCAAGAAGGGUGAUGAGUGCAUGGAGAAUUGCAGGGAUACUUCAUGGUUUAGAAGGCUGGAACGUGAAUGAGUGUGGGAAUGAAAUUUUCAACAUUGACAAAGUUUGGGAAGCCAGUCUCCAACAUGGGUUUACUCCUCUCAUGAAAUCAUUAGCGUAAUUUGUGCGUUCAUGUGCUUCAUGUUUAUAUAUUUUCUUUAAGCUUUUAAUGCUGAAUUAAGGGCGUUUGUGAGUCCAUUUAGGUUUACUCGUAUUGGAUAAAAUGAUGGCUAAUGUGUACUUUUCCUAUAAUAGCUUCCUAGUGCCUAUUCCACGAAGAAGGCAAGUUAUGUGAUGUCAAACAUUAGAGAAAGUUGACAAAUACCAUCACUUUAGGAUGCUAAAAUUAUCUAAGAAACCAUAUUCGUAUACUA
Molecule: messenger RNA, 2171 nt
Organism: Erigeron canadensis
Lineage: Eukaryota; Viridiplantae; Streptophyta; Magnoliopsida; Asterales; Asteraceae
Product: very-long-chain aldehyde decarbonylase CER1-like
Exons: 10
Coding region: 50-1918 (622 amino acids)
Biological process (GO): lipid biosynthetic process
Molecular function (GO): iron ion binding; oxidoreductase activity
Source: RefSeq, a predicted model, not a curated record